This is a messenger RNA of Trichoplax adhaerens, 1524 nucleotides long. RefSeq lists its product as uncharacterized. Gene Ontology annotation, biological process: double-strand break repair via homologous recombination. Gene Ontology annotation, cellular component: site of double-strand break; nucleus; Smc5-Smc6 complex. The coding region runs from base 1 to 1524 and encodes 507 amino acids. The record is from RefSeq and is a predicted model, not a curated record. Gene Ontology annotation, molecular function: single-stranded DNA binding; damaged DNA binding. The transcript has 13 exons. Lineage: Eukaryota; Metazoa; Placozoa; Uniplacotomia; Trichoplacea; Trichoplacidae.
AUGAAACUACUAUUGACGAUACAUGUAUUUCUUAAUGUCCAGCGGUGUCGGUACCCAACUGUUUUAGAAUCGUUAGAUAUCAAUAAUAGCAAUGUUAUAAAUUGCUUUAUUGAUCAGAAAGGAAUCGAAAACAUUUUACUUAUCGAACAUCGAGAAGAAGCUAUAAAUUUUUUGACAGGUAGAAAUGUUCCUGGAAAUGUCAGAGAGGAUGUACGUUGUCUUAAUACGCAGGCCUAUAUAAUCAAUGGUGACCAUCUUUAUGGCGGCGCUAACUUCAGAUAUUAUUCCAAUUUUCGGCGUGGAGUUCAUUAUUUUGUACGAAAUGUAACAGAAGAAAUAAGACGUAGAAAAUCGCUUUUUGAAAAUUGCAACAAUGACAUUCGCAACGCUAGUGCUCAAAUGACAUCAAUUCAGAGGAAUUUAGAUAAAAUUAAGGAAAUCCAAGAGUUGCAAUCGUUUGAGGUCAAAGCCUCUGAUUUGACAGCAUUGGAAACGGAAUUACAUGACAGAGAGGAAGAAAUUGAGAAAGAUAAAGAAGAGUUAGAAAAACUCGUGGUAUCAUACCGCAACGUAGCCACAAAAGCUACAACAUUGGAAGAUCAGAUAAAUGACCUCGAAAAUGGGAUACAAAAGAUCGUGGAAGAUAUGAAACUGCUUAAAGAAAAACGUAAAGAAAUUGAAGUAAAAUACAGGAGUUAUGAUAGUCAAUGGAAUGAAUUGCAAUCAAAAAUUGAUCAAUUGUAUCGUAAGAAAAAUGAAAAAUUACAAACUACUUCUAAUCAAGAAAACACCGUAGAGACGUCCAAGGAAGCCGCUUUCAAGUUAUCUCCAACGCGAUGUAAUUCCAGUUUAGAUAUUUCAACAUUGAAUAAACAAAUUAAGGCAAAGAAAAAACGUUUAAGGGACCAUGAAAAAGAAACUGGUAGUCGUGAAGAAAUUCUGGCCGCUUACGGUAUUGCAAAAAAAAAGUAUAAUGAACAAAGCGGUCACCUUACUAUACUUGAUAGUACAUCUAAGCAACUGAACAAUCAAUUAAAGAAGCGACACAAGCUAUUUACAGGAAUGCAAAAAAUUUUAACUCAACGAAUUAUCACUACAUUUGGUAAAACGUUGGCAAAAAGAGGAUAUCUUGGUACUAUGCUGAUUGAUCAUAACAAAAAAAAGAUAUCUUUAGAUGUUAAGAUAUCUGCCAAUGCAAAAACCUCUGGCACCGGUUCAUUGUCAGGUGGUGAACGAUCAUUUUCAACCGUUGCUUUUAUCGUCGCGCUUUGGGAAGCAACGGAUUCACCUUUACAAUGUUUAGAUGAAUUUGACGUUUUUAUGGACAUGGUCAAUCGAGAUUUGUGCAUGGAUACUUUGCUACAAUUAGCCACGAAAAGAAAACGUCGCCAGUUUAUAUUUCUAUCUCCACAGAACAUGAGCAAAUUAAAGUUUAAGGAAAACAUCAGAAUUCACCGUUUACAAGAUCCUGCACGUGAAAAUAAUCAACCACCAAUUACGGAUAGCUUAGUUAGACAGUCCUGA